GUGGUUGUUGUGCUGCGACAGGUUUUCAGUUGUUGUCCAGGCUUUUACGAGAAAGGAGCAGAAACGCUGAGAUGAUCCUCAACAUCUUCAUCAUCUUCAUCAGCACAGUUUAUCUGAGCUGCCAGCAAAGUCUCGAGAGUCCUUCUCAGUGGUCAGAUUUCGUGGUGACGCAGCCGCGGUGUCAGACGGUGAACCUGGACGGGGGGGCCUCCAUCAGCUGUGAACACAACGCCCCAGUCACCUCCAUUGUGGAUGUUCGACUCAACCGUUUGUCAGAGGGCAGAAACGAGAUGCUCUGCCAGAAGGGAAAGAACGACUGUGAGAACAUCGUCAUGUAUCCACAGAAUCCCAACAAGUGUCUCUUCAUCCUCCUGAAGCUCGGGCCUGAGGACAUGGACGCCACGUACCAGUGUGAGUUCACCGUGAAGAAAGAUGGCAUUGAUAAGACCAGGACGGGAACACCGACCAGACUGAGGCCAGAUUUCGUGGUGACGCAGCCGCGGUGUCAGACGGUGAACCUGGACGGGGGGGCCUCCAUCAGCUGUGAACACAGCGCCCCAGUCACCUCCAUUGUGGAUGUUCGACUCAACCGUUUGUCACAGGGCAAUAGCUCGAUGCUCUGCCAGAAGGGAAACAACGACUGUGAGAACAUCGUCAUGUAUCCACAGAAUCCCAACAAGUGUCUCUUCAUCCUCCUGAAGCUCGGGCCUGAGGACAUGGACGCCACGUACGAGUGCGAGUUCACCGUGAAGAUAGAUGGCAUUGAUAAGACCAGGACGGGAACACCGACCAGACUGAGGCCAGUUCAAAAUGUCACAGAUUGGGACUGCGUCACUCCCCCUACUCCUCCUCCUGCUCUUCCUACUCCUGCUCCUCAUCCUCAGCUUCCUGACCUCAUCUGGAUUCUGAUUGGUCUGAUGGCUCUGCUUCUCCUGUACGGCUGCGUCAUCACCUGCGUCUUCAUCAGGCUGAGGGUGACUAGCCAAAGUCACAGCAUUGUUCAUCAUGAGAACUCUACCUAUGUGGAAAUGAGGAAAGCUCCUCUGCUGGCGAAGUGACCUCUGACCUCUCCACGUCUGGUGGCCCGUGUCUUUUUGCCUCCGAGUCGAGCUAAAACACAACAGUCCCAAACUUUCACUUGAUUUGCUUCUUUGUCGCGCGUCUCUUUUUGUAGCUGAAAACCGCUGCACUACUGCAGCUAAACUGCAGGAGGUGACAAAGAGAUGUUUUCUGCUGCUGCACGAGUUCAUCAGAGCUUUUACAGAAGAACAAUAUGUGGUAACAUGCUAUUAUUCAUUAUAUUGAAUAUAAAUAUAUGUUCAACUCUUUUUAAUCUACCGACAGAUGUUUUCAUCUUCAGUAAAUCCCUGCAGCUUAAACAUCUGUUUUGUCGCUCGUGUGCAGCUUUUAUUUGACUAUAUAUCAUCUAUUUAACUUAUUUUUGUCAUGAGUGUUUUCAGUUGGUAUUAUUAUUAAUUGUUCUACCAGGAGGUGGGAAGCUUAAUAUUAGCAUAAUGACAUUUACUAAUACAGUAAAACUGCUACAAAUAAACACAUAAACAAACACGACUGGAUCCCGUCAUAAACAAAGUAAAGCAGGUGGUUAUUCUCACGGGGAUUUUGUGAAGCGUUGAGUAAGAACAGAAGAAGAACAGAAGAAGAACAGAAGAAGAACAGCCUGUAAUCACUGUCUGUGGGUUUGUGCUCUGAGACAAUCAGGGAGAUUAUGUCUUGACUGAUGCUGACUUAUUAUCAUGAACUGUACAGGUGAACGUGUCCUGGGCCAAGUUCACACGAGGCGUUCAAUGACUCACAGGAUCAUGAAGGUGUCGUUAGCUCAGGAGCCUCCUUUUCAUAUUUCCUUAUUUUACUUCUUAUUUAAACUGAUCAUAGUUUCCUAUUUUAUCCCCUUUGCUGCUGGAACGGAACAUUUUCCAAUAGUGAGAAUAAUAAAAGAAAGUCGUAUCUUGUCAUAUUGGUGUGUAUCUUUAGAUAUCAUAUCGUAUUUUUCCAUAUCAUAUCGUAUCUUAUUGUAUCUUGUAUCUUAUUGUAUCUUACAACAUCUUAUAGUAUCUUAUUGUAUCUUACAACAUCUUAUAGUAUCUAAUCGUAUCUUAUAACAUUAUAUCUAAUCGUAUCUUGUCUUAUCGUAUCUUAUCUUGGUGAAUCUUAUCUUAUUGUUUCUUACUGUAUCCUAUCGUAUCUUUGUGUAUCGUAUCUCCUCGUAUCUUAUAUCUUAUCGUAUCUUAUCUAAAUUCUACACAUUUGUCCUGAUACUUAAUAAACGCUGUUUGAAAGAUGUACACCUUGAAGAUUUAGAUUAAAAUUUCACAAUAAAGAUGAGUUGAUUCUG
This is a messenger RNA of Hippoglossus stenolepis (Pacific halibut), 2353 nucleotides long. RefSeq lists its product as uncharacterized. NCBI's taxonomy places the organism in Eukaryota, Metazoa, Chordata, Actinopteri, Pleuronectiformes, Pleuronectidae. The record is from RefSeq and is a predicted model, not a curated record. The coding region runs from base 72 to 1058 and encodes 328 amino acids. The transcript has 7 exons.